Molecule: messenger RNA, 4816 nt
Organism: Lutzomyia longipalpis
Lineage: Eukaryota; Metazoa; Arthropoda; Insecta; Diptera; Psychodidae
Product: ELAV-like protein 2
Exons: 5
Coding region: 465-1502 (345 amino acids)
Cellular component (GO): ribonucleoprotein complex
Molecular function (GO): RNA binding
Source: RefSeq, a predicted model, not a curated record
UGUGUGUAUCAACGUCCCAAAGCGCAAACAAUCGUGUCUACAAUUAAAGGAUAAAAGAGAAUUUUAUAAAGAUAAAAAAACCACUGUUUAUGAGACUUCUUCUGAUAUUACUAGAAAAAAGAGAAAUCAUCAUAUCGCUUAAAUAAAUUUUUAUUAGACAAAGAAAAUAUUAAAGAAAAAAAUUAGGCGAAACGAAAUAUUUCACAUAGCGAAUACUCCAAGAGAGAAGGAAGCGAAAGGUUGCUAAAUAAAAAAAAACUACAUUGUACCUUGAACAGGACAAUCAAGUAGCACAAAAUCUUCUUGUUCUCAUUAAGAGUCACGACCCGAGUGAGAAUUAACCGCGCGCUUUUUCUACAAAAUUCUACAAGAGAUUUAAGAGAGGACGCGGACUGCUUCCAACCCACUUUUUCUGCGAAGAAUCCAUCCAAAGAAACAAAUAAAAAAUAAUUUCAACUGAAACAAUGAUUGCAAACGGCUUGGACACGGCCCAGCAAAAUGGGCGUUCUGGCUCCAUCGGGAGUGGUCAGGAUGACGCCAAGACAAAUCUCAUCGUCAAUUAUUUGCCGCAAACGAUGACCCAGGAGGAGGUCAAGUCCCUCUUCUCCAGCAUCGGUGACGUUGAGAGUUGCAAAUUGAUUCGGGACAAGGUCACUGGUCAGAGCCUGGGAUAUGGGUUUGUGAACUACCAUCGACCAGAAGAUGCUGAAAAAGCUGUCAACACCUUCAACGGACUUCGUCUCCAGAAUAAGACAAUAAAGGUGUCGUUCGCACGUCCGAGUUCUGAUGCAAUAAAAGGCGCUAAUUUGUACGUGUCUGGCCUGUCGAAGAGCAUGACGCAGCAGGAUCUGGAGAAUCUCUUCAGUCCCUAUGGUCAAAUCAUCACGUCUCGUAUUCUGUGUGACAAUAUCACUGGAUUGUCCAAAGGUGUUGGCUUCAUCCGGUUCGAUCAGAGAUCCGAGGCAGAGCGUGCUAUACAGGCACUCAACGGUACCACCCCCAAAGGCGCCACCGAACCCAUCACCGUCAAGUUUGCCAACAAUCCCAGCAGCAACAUCAACAAGGCACUUCCACCACUGGCUGCCUACUUGACACCCCAAUCUAAUCGACGCUUCCCAGGUCCCAUCCACCAUCCCACUGGCCGUUUCAGUCCCGUGCUUCCCACCUGCAGAUUCUCCCCGCUCACUGGUGAUCUCUUGGGCAACACAAUACUGCCCACGAAUGCCAUCAAUGGGUCCGGGUGGUGCAUCUUUGUGUACAACCUGGCCCCGGAGACGGAGGAGAAUGUUCUAUGGCAGCUCUUUGGGCCCUUCGGUGCCGUCCAGAGUGUGAAGGUGAUCAAGGAUCUGCAGACAAAUAAGUGCAAGGGCUUCGGUUUUGUCACGAUGACCAAUUAUGAUGAGGCAGUCGUGGCUAUACAGUCACUCAAUGGCUACACCCUCGGCAACCGCGUCCUCCAAGUUAGCUUCAAGACCAACAAUACCAAAAGUAAAACCAACUAGAUAUCUCCUGCCACAGCUAUAAAUUCGCACACAUCUCUAGCGACACUCAACAUCACCACACCAGGUAUGACCCAAGCAACAUCACUCCUUGGUGAAAAACCACCCAACUUGGGGAUUCUACCCACGACUCAUCUCCAACCGAGUCUUCUUAAUUACUAUCUCACAUCGCGACCAUCGCUCCUCUUUCCGUCCUUCUGAAUUCUUUCUUCGUUUUCGGAGGAUAUUUUAUCAAGAUUUUGAGAGUAUAUAUGGCUCCGUCAACCUUUAUCUCCGCAUUUCCUAAAAUAUUCUCUAAUAAUGUGAAAAGAAAGUAGCGCAAGAAAAAUGUUUGAGGCACAUAAAUCUCUUCCAAGAAGAGAGUUCACAAUUUUGUCACAUUCAUUUUAUGUUAAAAUUUUACUUGAAUGUUCUUAAAGUGUUUAAUGUAAAUGCUAAUUUUUUGGGUUACUUCUUAAUUCGUCAUGAGUAAAAGAUUACUUGAGAAAAAGAUUUUUUUUUUACGUGGAAUGUUAAUUUAAGUUGAAAAUCAACAGACUCUUCUCAUCCAUUGAGCCACAUUUGAGUGCUUCUCCAUUAGAUCCCUCCCACUGUGAGCCCUCAUGAAUAAAUUAAUUAAGCCACAAGAUUUUGGUGGGAUUUUCCAGCCGCAUGGAGUGCAAAGAAAACUGAUUGGGAUUCAACUGAAAAUUUUGAGAGGCUCUCCAAGGAUCAAAUGAAAAUGUGGUUUGCCGACGAAAAUCAAUAUUUAUCCCCGGAAGAAGCCAUUUUAGUAGCUAAAGAUAGAAUUAAAUGAUUUGUGAUGGAAAUUCAUUCAUUUAAAAUGGAGAAUGAGAAACAGUUCGCUUGAAAUGAAUGGGGUUUCUUCCGGGAAAUCAUUUCUCUGAUUUUUUUAAUGUUCUUUUCUUAUAAAAAUGCCAUUUUCUCUUAAAUAGAGUUUCAAGAUUUUUCUCAUAUUGGUUGAAAAUUGAAAAAUUCCUUUCCAUUGUAGAAGAAAAUACAAAGGAAUACACACAACAGACUUAAUCCGCCUCAUUUACUUUUGGUUUUUGUUUUAAUGCCACAUAAAUUCCCUUGGCGGACAAUUUAUGUCCAGGGGAGUUUUGGUGGGGGGUAGAAGAACAAAGUGAAAAAUGUAGCGUGGAUGAGAAGAGAGGGUGUGGAAGGAAGUACUUAAAAGUCGAUCGAAGAGGAAGAAAAUAGCACUGAAGGAUGUGAAUAAUUUACUUGCGCAAAGUGAAAUCAUUAUUCUAUUAUUGAGAAAAUAAGCAAAAAAAAUGAAAGCGGUAAAAAAAAUGUUCAUAAAAAUGCAAAAACAUUUUUCAAAGAACAUAAUAAGGUAACAUGAAGGGACUAUGAGUGCCGCAGUGUAUGUGUGUGAGUUUUUAGCUUUAAUAAAUUGGGAUUUUUAAAAUAAUAGAGAAAAAAAUACACCGAUUGUGAGAGGAUUCGGGCUAAAAGUGAUACUUUUUACAAGAAAAAAAAAUUAAAUCAACAGAUGUGGCGAGGGAAUCCAUUUUUUUCCCUAAAGGGAGAAAUGAUAACACUAAACGUAAGAGAUAAUAAAAUGACAAUUACUUUUAGAGCAAAAAUAAAAACGAAUACAACGCGUCAUCAUUAAUUUUGAAUUAAUGAGUAACAUUUAUACCGAAGAGACAACCUUUUUAGAAAAAAAAAUCUCAAAAGAAGAUUUCUAGUCUUUGACUUAAAUAUUAUUAACAAAAAAGAAGAUACUGAUGAGAUGAUGAUGGAACACCGAUUGAAAGACCGAACACUUAAAAAACCAACUAAAUACUAGUAGGAAGAAAAUGAUAAUAAAUUUAUAGGUGAAAAAAAAGGUAGAAAGCAAACUAAUAUUGAAAUAUUUUUAAAAAUUCUCAUCCUUGCUGUUUGUGUCAUUGUAAUUGUGUUUCCAAAAGAAAAAAAAAUUAUGAAUAUGUAUUUAUCGUAAAAAGAUAUCACAACACGUUUAACCGCUCUUGAAUAGAUUUCUCUCAAAACAACAAGAAAACAAAUAGUGGAUCUUAAGUUCUAUCACGUGUACGAAUAUUAAUAAAAAAAAUAUUUUAACUCACAUUCCUAAAUACUCACUUCAAAGUAUUAAGCUAAAAAAUGGGAAAUGGGACUUAUUUCUCACUGCAAAAACUCCAGCAUUUACGUAGAAAAGAAAAUACCUAUAUUCUCGCAAAUAUUAUUGUAUUGUAAUUUAUAUUGAAAGAUGUAUAACACUUAAAUUUAUUAUUACAUGUAUUUUUAACACAAUUCUUCAUUAAAAAAAACAGCAUAAAAAGUAUCGCACCCUUCAAAAUUAAUAAUAUAAAAUCUUAAUCAAGUUUAAAAGAAAUUUUUAGUCAUAAUUGUCUAACUGUUCGCGAGUGGAAUGUGUUUUAGUUUUUAGAAAUUUUUCUCUCUUAAAAUUCUAUUCUUUUCUAUCGUAGGCUCGUGCAAUAAUCUAAUUAGUACCUAUAGAUUUAAUUUUAUAGUCUCAACGAAUUUGCAUUCAAAAAUGUUUAUUGUUUCUUUUCAUAAAAGUUUUGAUUGGACUUUUAUAGAGAAAUCUUUCAGGUCUGUGAGUUUAAUGCGACUUUCAGACUUUUGACUUAAAAAAAAUGUAAACUUCCAGAAUAAAUGCCGUCAAGAGCGACAGGCCUCAUUAACCACGUUGGAGAUGUAAAUCUCUCUGAACUGAAGUAGAUAAAUAUAUAGAUAAUAAAUCAAAGAAUCAAUUUCGCCAGCCUUAUGGAUAAAAUUCAUCCAUAUCAAUUGAGAAACUAAAAGGAAGUGCUAAACUGUGCCAAAUUGGUUUUUGAAAAAUUUUCACUUAAACAUUUUCCGGUUUCAACCACUCUUGCGAUGUAAAAAAUUGUUAAAGUUAUAUCCUUUAACUUUGAAGAGGUAAAACUUGUUCUAAAUUCAAUUUCCGCGAUUAAAAAAAUGUCUCUUUGACUAUUUUUAAAACUUCUUGAGAAAAAAAUAAUUUGUUAAAUCUAUGAAAGUAAUGCCGUGUUUUGACUGCGAUAAGGUUCCACGAUAAAUACAAAAUUAAACAAAUUAUUUUUUUUUCGAGCUGUUGAAAUCAAAAGUAACGUUAGAACUAUUUAAAAACUAUUUACAAAAUCCUAAUAAUGACAAUGAAACAUACAUAAUCUUCUUUCUUAAUUUUUGUGAGAAUAAACUUGGACAUUUUUCAAUGUGAAUGCGUCUUUCGAUGGACUCAAAAAUGGAUCCUUUUUCAAUUCUGAAAUAAACUCAACUCUAUCAAAAAGUAGAUUUUUGAGAAAAUUUGCGCUUAUGAUUGUGAAGAAAAAUAAUAAAAA